UCUGAGAUCAUUCGGCGAUUCCGGCGACCGUAAGCCUAAUGUGACGCGUCGGCAUACGUUGCCGUAUAGCAACACCAGGAUGGAUGCUAAUAGAUUCUCUUGUCUUGGACGGGUUUGGCAAAACUCAAAGUCGCUGGCCGUGCCAUGGUAACGCGAGCUUCUUCUUGGGAAACAGUCAACAAAAUGGAGGCUGUACCAGUAACAGGUGUGACACGUUUGCGCUUCACCGAGAAAGACGAUUUAGCUCUUCUCAGUGAAGUGAAUGCUUGCAACCCGCUUCGAAAUCCAUCAAAAUGGCAAGAGAUUACGAAAAACAUCGAACUUGCGACGAAGAAGGUGUUCAGCGGAAGAACCCUGCGUGAGAGAUGCAAGCUUCUGCUAGCGCAUUUCGCCAAGAACGACCGAGCAUGUCUUCGCAAGUCAGGCACUGAGGAAGAAUAUGCGGAGAACGAGUGGCUCCUACAGGAAAUUUCUCAACUCGCCGCCGAAGUACGCCUAGAAAUUGGAGAACGCAGGUCAUCCAAUGCGUCGCAGCGUUCCAGAGCGGCUGCAGUCAGGCAUGGCGCAGUCGCAGCUUUGCAGUCUUCUCAAGGACUUACGCGUCGAAUGGCCGCUGAAAUGAGGCCCAUGUCUCGGAAUGUCCCAACCGCUACGGUCAGCAGAGACGGCGCAGCAGCGAACCACGACACAACGUCGCCUGUUCAGCUUGGCAGCUCGUGCUCGCCGGCUGGUGCUUCAGCAUUGGAGCCCCCAGAAAGCGCGACUCAGCUGUUCAACAUAAUAUUUGAUGGCAACGACGUUUGCGCUUCAUCCUGCGCCCUCAUAGAUCCAUAUGAGAACACCCAAUGUACGCCCUGUGAGGCAGUGGCCUCUACAGGUUACACAAUAGGGAGUUCAGAAACGGCCGCUCCCCCGGAAUGGGAUGAAUCUGGUGACAUGACAAUGCCGAGAAUACAAACUGCUCGCAGAAGGAGGAGGCCUCAAGCACAACCGAAUGCAGACCAUGAGUUUCUGGAGAAACGGUGGCGCCACAAAAGCAGUAUUAGAGUGAAAGAAAUAGCACUGGACAUGGAGAGAAUACAGGUAGAAAAAGCGGAGCAGGAAAGAAAGAAACUGAAGACACAGAAGAAGUAUGAAAUAAAGCAAUACAGAAUGGAAAAAGAUUUUCUGCUGCGCGAACAAGAGCUUAAGUUACGGGCUGAUGAGCUGCAACAUAAACAAGGAAAAUAAACACCUGCAAACCACAACUCAACAAACACUGAUUGCUCUUCUUGAAGCUCUUGUAAACAAAAUAAACUAAUAAAUAAAGUAUUUGAGCGAAGUAUUAUGCUCUCUACAAGAAUAUCG
Molecule: messenger RNA, 1347 nt
Organism: Dermacentor silvarum
Lineage: Eukaryota; Metazoa; Arthropoda; Arachnida; Ixodida; Ixodidae
Exons: 5
Coding region: 145-1230 (361 amino acids)
Source: RefSeq, a predicted model, not a curated record